AUGAUUCUCUUCACUUUGCCGGUUUUGGCGUUAUUUUUUACAGUAACGUCGACUGCUCCUAGUGAUAACAGUUUUGUGGUAUCUUCUACAGAGCCAUCGAAAAAGAAUGAAAACGGAAAGGAAGGAACUUCAGAUGUUGUACCUAUCAUCAAUCCUGCCAUUUACGCUAUGGAUAUCCAAUCGAAUAUUUCGAACCGUUUUGCCAAGACUCUUGUUAUGAGUAAAGUCAAAAAUGCAGACAACACAGCUAAGGAAGCAACGUUCACAGUGGUUUUACCAGAAAAAGCGUUUAUUUCUGAAUUUGUCAUGGAAAUUGGUGGAAAAAGCUACAAGGCAUACGUGAAGGAGAAGGAAGAAGCUAAAAAUAUUUAUGACAAGGCUGUUGCUAGCGGACAAAGUGCAGGACACGUAGAAGUGAACGCAAGAGAUUCCAACAGAUUCACAGUGUCUGUCAAUAUAGAACCAGAAUCUAAGGCAGCAUUCUUGCUGACAUACGAAGAACUUCUAGAAAGGAGAGAUAACCAAUACGAACUAGUUUUGAAUAUCCAUCCUGGACAAAUUGUCAAAAACUUGAACAUUCAGGUUCUUGUGAAUGAAAGUCGCCCUCUCAGAUUCGUGAAAACCCCGGUUUUGAGAUCUGGCAACGAGAUUAGCAAAAACGAUGACAAAUUGGACCCAUCUUCCGAUAUCGAAAUUAUCAAUUCCACCAGCGCUAUUGUGAGGUUCAUUCCGACUCCUGACCAGCAAAAGCAGUUUGGAAUUGAUUUAGGUAUGAAAGAAAAUGAAGGACUAGCAGGACAGUUCAUUGUACAGUAUGAUGUAGAAAGGGACCCGAGAGGAGGAGAGGUUCUCCUACAAGAUGGUUAUUUUGUUCACUUUUUCGCACCUGAAGACUUGAAACCACUUCCAAAACAUGCCGUAUUCGUUUUGGAUACCAGUGGUAGUAUGUCUGGAAUAAAAAUCGAACAAUUGAAAGAUGCCAUGAAUAGCAUUCUCGAUCAGCUGAGUCAUGAAGAUAUUUUCCACAUCGUGGAGUUCAACACUUUUGCGUUUGUGUGGAAUAUUGAUAGCGAAGAUAGUCUCUUUGUCAAUAUCAGUAAUUACCAGGAACCAUUCGAAGAACUGAUCCUUAAGAAUAAUCUUCCUUCUGCAGUAAAUGUGAUGAAUGCCACAAUCGUUAAGGCAAAAAAUGUAAUUGGAAAAAUGCAAACAGGAGGAAUAACAAAUAUAAUUGGUGGUUUGGAAACUGGAUUACAUUUGAUUAGAACGCAGAGGCAAAACAGUACAGGAGGAGGACACUACCAACCAAUGAUCAUUUUCUUGACGGACGGUUACCCAAAUGAAGGAGAAUCGUCUACUGAUCAAAUAACCAGAAUUAUCACAGGACUGAAUUCAGGAGAUAAUCAGAUCCCAAUAUUUUCCCUGUCUUUUGGCAGUGGAGCUGAUAGGAGUUUCUUGAGAAAAUUGUCCUUGAAGAAUUUAGGACUCUCCAGACACAUCUAUGAAGCUUCGGAUGCUUCUUUACAAUUGCAAGACUUCUACAGACAGAUUUCAUCCCCGUUAUUAUCGAACGUCAACUUCAAGUAUGAUUCAGAAGUGAAGGCUGUGACGAAAAGGGAUUUUCCGAUAUUUUUCAGAGGUUCUGAGAUAGUUGUUAGUGGAUGUUAUAGUGGGUCGACUCUUCAAACCUCAAUUCACGCUAGUGGUUCCAAUGGUACCGUGGUCCUGUCCCCAAGUAUAGAAGCUCCUAUCACCUCAUUAGAACGUCUGUGGGCCUACUUGACAGUGAAACAGGAUUUGCAGGAAAGAGAAGCUGCAGAGAAUAAGACUGAAUUGACCAAGAAAAUCCUAGAUUUGGCUCUGAAAUACUCGUUCGUUACCGAGGUUAGCUCAUUGGUUGUGGUCAAACCCAAUGAAACCAGGACAGUUGAUACUGAAGAUGCAUCUGGUUCGCAGCAAUUGGCAAAUCCUGGACCUUUCAUAAUUUCUACUCCUGCCACUUUUAGAGGACAUCCUUUAUAUCUGCAAUCACCAGUUUUAUCAUCAGAUGAUGCCAUACAAAUUCGAUUUUCGGAACCAGAACCACAGCCUGUAUAUCCUGAUCUCGAUCUGAUUGCUACAACUACAGAUGCACGCUCUAACGCAACUCUCUCACCAUCUAUUAGGAGUAGCUUGCCAUGGCUCUCAAGUAUCUUACAUAGCAACAACUCACUCGCUAUUUCUGGAGGAGUCUACGACAUAGGCGAAAACAGUACUGUCCUAGUGAACCCCGAUUGCCCAAAAACUCCAAUGAGUCCCGCUAUAGCAGGAUUCUGCACCCUUCUUAAAGAUUGUCCAGAAGUACUGCCCCUUUUGACCGAUUUUCACGUGUACGAGCAGUACUUUUGUCCAUUAGAAAACACAUAUGCUGGCGUAUGCUGUCCAAGAAAACAUGUUAACUAACAACACAAAUGA
Phaedon cochleariae (mustard beetle) is the source of this 2454-nucleotide messenger RNA. NCBI's taxonomy places the organism in Eukaryota, Metazoa, Arthropoda, Insecta, Coleoptera, Chrysomelidae. The record is from the annotation of a GenBank genome assembly.